AUGAAUAAAACAUUUAUUUUAGAUCGAACACCGUUAAUAAUCGACGAUGGCGGUCCUUCUUUAACACGUGAAAACAUUGUUAUUCUUCGAGUUAUUUACCUACCAGGAAGAGUCAGAACACAAAUUUCAUUUGUUGUUUUAAAAAUUGCAAAUACUUUUGGUGGUAUUAAUUCAUCAUUAACAUUACCACCAAAAACAAUUAAAUAUAUACUUUCGGCACAAACUGCACCACUUCCACGCGUAUUAGGUGGAGUGAAAAUAGAACAAAUUGCUAUUGAAACAUUAAAAAAGAAGAGACCACCAGCAAAUAAUAUGAAAUUGAUCAUAAUUAUUGCUGUCAUAGCUAUUUUAAUGACAAUAUGUUGUACUAUAGCAGUCGCCAAAGUAAUUUAUGAUAUAUCAAAAACUCGUUGCCGUCAAAAAACAUCAAAAAGUAACGGAACUACAACUCCCUCAACAGAAAAUCAAAAGAAAAAAAGUAGCAGUUCAAGAAAUUAUGGAACAUGUACUGAUAGAUUAUUUGCUUCAACAUCUUCAAAUAAUAAUAGAGAAGAUGAUGGACAAUUAACAAGUGGACAACGUUCAGCAGAAUCUAAAUCUUUAAGAAGUAGUAGAAGAGAAUCAAAUUCUUUAAAAAGAUUAUGGAGGAAAAGAGGAAGUAGUAGUGGAGAAAAAAUUAAAAAAAUAUCAAAAACUUCUGGGAUUGAGAUAGAAAAUAACAAAAUUAAAGAUGAUGAAGAAAAUAAAAUGGAAUUAGAUGAAGAAGCUAUUUCUGCCUCUUCUCGUUCAGUUACUGCAUAUCAAAAUAGUUUUAUGUGUGAUCACUCACAACUUCCAAGGGAAGACAGCCGUUUUGACGAUGAAGACUUUAAUGAUGGUUGUGGAGGAGGAGAUUUUGAAAUUAUAGAUAUGAGUAGACGUAGAAGACAAUCCUCUUUACUAUCAAAUCCAAACAAUAAACAAAGAAUGGAACAAAAAAGGCAUAGUCUUCUCCUUUCCCCAAAUAAUAUUCGUUCACCUCUUUCAUCUGAUGACGACCAACAACAAAGAAUGACUUUCAGAUUUUCACCAAAAACAAAAACUCCAACAACAACACCCACAAGAAAAACAUCAAAUAAACGAUUCUCAUUUUCUGGGAAUACUGGGGUAACAAUAAAUACAAACAUUCCAAGUGUUGUUUUGUUGGAUGAAGGGACAACAACAAAUACUGUUGAGCAUUCAUCAAAUGUGCCUAAACAUACAACAAAAGAUAUAUUUAGGAAUAAACCAAAUGGAGGUGAAUUCCUCUUAACUGCUUCCUCUGAUUUAUAUGAAAGGCCUCAAUCCAGAUUAGGUCAACAACAACAACAUCCCUUUGAUAGACCACUUUCUAGAAGGGGAAGUAGAGACGAUAAACACGAGGAAGGGGAAGAAGAAACUUUUAAUGAUACAAGGGAAGAUACUCCUGUACCUUUAGGUGAUGAUCAACAAACAAUAAUUGUAAAUCCAUUAGCAGCAGUAACCCCCAAAAAUCAAUUAUUGGAUGCUCUCAAAAAUAAGCUUCUCGGAAAAUUACUUUUAUUGGCAAGUGAAACAGAUUCAGAAUUAGAUUUAGGAAAUGAAGAAGAAGAAGAAGAAGAGGAAAAUGAAAAAAUAAAAAAAUCCUCAAAUAAUUAUUUAAAUAAAAAAGAAAAUAAAAAAAGAGAAAGUAAUGCAACAAGUAGUCCAGAAAGUGAUGAAGAAGAGGAGGGGGAAGGAGAAGAAGAAGAAAAUACAAUUUUGGAAAGGCAUCAUUAUGAAAGGCUUUUAGAAUCUCCAAUGAUACAAAAAACAACAAAAAGUUUUGAAGAAAAAUAAAAAUAAAUAAUUCUGUGAUUUUUUUGAAAAAUAUUUUUGAUUU
Meloidogyne enterolobii is the source of this 1879-nucleotide messenger RNA. NCBI's taxonomy places the organism in Eukaryota, Metazoa, Nematoda, Chromadorea, Rhabditida, Meloidogynidae. The record is from the annotation of a GenBank genome assembly.